GAAAAUAAACUCUCCACUCCAACUGUAAGAGUUAUUAUAAUGGCUGCAUGACACUAUUUUUAUAAAUUAGGCACUUUUUGAUUUCACACUAGUUAUCAGUUAUCAUGAUAUUUCCACAGUGUUUGUUGUCUCAGCUUUCUGUUUUGGUUUAUAUCUGUCAAUACAGUGUCUAUGAAUGGUUUGCAUAUAUAAAUUUUGUUUAGAAUCAAGUAUGCCAAAGAAAAGAUCAGAAUAUAGUAUGAACAUUGUUCCAAUCACAAAUAGUUUGACAGAAAGUUUCCAAGCUGUUGAGUCAUCCGAUCAUUUGUACAAUUUAAUUCCGGAAAAAACUCUCUCUAAUAAAAUCAAAUCAAUAGCAACACCAAAAAGCUUGAGUACACAAGAAAAUAAACUGCUAUUACCCGAAGUUAUUCAAGAUAAGUCAGAACAAACUGUAUCUCGAAGGCUUGUUAAGCAAAUCAGCAGAGGUUUAUCAUUUGCUGAAGAUGUUGUCAUUGAAAGAAGUCCACAUUUAAUAUCAUAUAACAAGAACCCUUUGAAUAAAAUAUAUAGUGAGAUUGGUAUUAAAAAGCAAGCAAAGAAACCUUUUUGUCAGAGGAAAAAAAAUCAUUCAAUGUGUAAGAAAAAAAUUGAGAAAGUUGGCUCAACUGGAAGUGGACCAAACAGUGAGUUUGUACUUGGUAUCACAAAUAGCAUAGAUCAAUUUCAAAAUUUAGAACCCAAAACGUCUGCCCUGCAUCUACCAUUUUCAAGCACAAAAUCAACGAUACCAUAUAAUGACGAUAAAGAAAAAAUAAAAUCACACAGCUGGGAAGAGCAUGUUUUAGCCAAGCUAAAUAAAAGUACAGCAGAUAUGAUCAUAAAAAAGCUUACUCCCAGUCAACAUCAUGAUAAGCUUAAACUCUUUUUACAUGAUUUGGAAGUGAAUAAAAGUGCAAAGACGGCAAUAACAGAAAGUGUGGAGCAGAACUGUAGUGACUCAACAGAUAAUGAUGUGGACCAGGAAUAUUUUUUAAAUUUUAAACACGGAGGAGAACAAGGCAAAGUUCGUAAUGUUUUGCAGAACAUCUAUCCAUGUUCUCCAUUAGAGUGGUCAAAUGAAAGAGAUAUGAAAAAUCAGUCAGCAAACACAAAAACACACAGAUUAAUAAAAGGAAUGAAGAAAUGGAAAACUUUUCCCGUCCCCGUAGAUGCAAACGAAGUUAACAUGAAAGUUACACAUCUUGAAACUGAAGUCAGCAAAGCAGAAGCCACAUGUAUUAAUUUGAAGGAAUCGAUUGAAGAAAAAAAUAACAGACCUCUGUUAAAAAUUGUUGAUGAAUGGCGUUCAAAAUGGUUACUUGAGAAAAAAUCUUACACUAUAGAAGAACUCUUGAAAGCCAUGUCUAAUAUAAACGAUCAUGUUCGAUUAGCUGCAGUGUCUACAGCUGGAACAUUAUUACGCAAUCAAGAAGAAAGUCAGCAAGAAAUAUUGGCGAGUGAAUCUAAAUCGUCGAUUCUGAACGAAGUAAAAAACAAACUAAGUGAUCCGUGUCAGUAUGUUAGUGUGGCAGCUGCUGCAACUUUGUACAGUGUCGAUAGAGGAAACCAACAGGCUUCAGAAAUUUUAAUGAAUUCUGUCAAACAUGGUGCACCGACAGAAAGAUGGCUAGCUGUACAAUGUUUGGCGGAGUACGAACAUGUCGAUGAUUGUGUGAUUAGAGAAUUGUUGACACAUAUUAAUGGCAGUGACGUUGUCAAAUCAAAAAAAGCUUCUGAAUUGAUCAAAAACCUUAGUUGUUUUACAGAGUCGAUUCAGUACAUGCUUGCGGAACAGCUGAACAGCACCAGCUGGAAAGAUAGAGUGACAGCGUGUAAGGUGUUUCCACUAUUAAAUGGAACACUACGCAGGGAUAUUGCGAACAAGUUAUCUUUUCUAAUGUGGAAUGAUUGGAAUACAGAUGUGAGAGCGGAAGCUGCUAAUGCUUUAGGUAAAACCUCAAAUGGAAAGCUUGUCCACGAUACUUUGUGCAAAUAUCUAACAAGUAAAGACCAAAUAAAACAAAUUGAAGCUUUAAAAAAGAUAUCACAAUUCGGUAUCGUUACGCCUCAUUUAUUUCCACCCAUUCUCUCAAAUUUGCAAUCUAAACAUGACGCAGUAUGCUUGGAAUGUGUCAAGGCCGUCAAUGUGAUGCGAUUAAAUGAUGAAGAAGUUAUUCAAUCCCUUAUUAAACUGGUUUCUUCAGAUCGAAACUGGAAAAUUAAAGCAUUCGCUAUUAAUGCUCUAGGUUCAAUUGGUAAAAAGUCCUCUUCAGUUCGUAAUUGUCUUCUGUGGGCCUUACAUUACGGUAAAAAGACAGCAGUGCGGGUUGAAGCUUGUGCUACAAUCGGAAGACUUGCUUUCAAAGAUACAGAGGUAGUGAACGUCCUUCGAGAUAUGGUCGUGGUCGAAAAAAACGAACGAAUCAAACGGCAAGUCGAACGUGUCUUGAGUUCUAUGGGACUGGAACCCAGUGAUGACGUCGGUAUGAUGGACGCCAUUCGAGAUAAGGUCAAACAUUUAUGUCGUAAAGAUAUUGUCAUAGCAAGUAUAUUAUUAAAAUCGGAUGAUUUUCAGACGUACUUGGACGAAUUUGGGGAAGGAAAUCAACAGUUUGCAGAAAACACAACCGGUGACGAACCGUUGAGCGUGUUAGAUAAAGAUUUUCCUCCAUCACUCGAAGCAUAUCACAUACGGAAAAACACAAAACAAGAAACUAAAAUUCCACGCAUCAAUCCGUCCUACAUUCCGUACUGGAGUGAAUCAUCGGAAAGUUUUUUUGAUCCAAGGUGACGAUGCUAAAAAAAUGUUCAGUAGUUCAUUCAUUUAUUUAUUGUUUUAUGUAUUUUUUGUAUACAAAAGGAAUAUUUAUUCUCUUUUCGA
Hydractinia symbiolongicarpus is the source of this 2902-nucleotide messenger RNA. RefSeq names its product HEAT repeat-containing protein 4-like. Gene Ontology annotation, biological process: peptidyl-hypusine biosynthetic process. The record is from RefSeq and is a predicted model, not a curated record. Bases 176 to 2812 code for a protein of 878 amino acids. Gene Ontology annotation, molecular function: deoxyhypusine monooxygenase activity. NCBI's taxonomy places the organism in Eukaryota, Metazoa, Cnidaria, Hydrozoa, Anthoathecata, Hydractiniidae. The transcript has 14 exons.